This is a messenger RNA of Vitrella brassicaformis, 3555 nucleotides long. The record is from the annotation of a GenBank genome assembly. Lineage: Eukaryota; Vitrellaceae.
GUGUUGAGUUGGCGAGCUUUGUGUGCGUUGUUUUGUGUGACCGUUGCCCAACGCUCUGCAAUGCUGCCUGGCUUUUCUUUGCUGUUCUUCCUCUCGUCCCUCGCUGCCUCUGCUUGCGCAGUUCUUUGCUGAUGAGCCACUGAUGAGAGAGGACGUGCCUGUCGCCGCACAGUAGCGUACGAGUAGAGCAGUGCUGCUGAAGCGGAGGGAGAUGUGCCUGCCAUCUCCACCCUGGCGCUGGGAGACGAUAGCGUGCCCGUCACCAGCAGGUUUUUCCCGGUUGUAUAUAGCCCGGACUCUGUCUGUUCUUUGCCGUGCUCUUGAUGAUGUGGACUCUGACGCGGACCUCUGUGUGAUGCUGUUGGCGUGAGGGCGAAAUUAAGGCGAGAUUCGAGGGCUCCGUCUGAUCCUUCUGACCACGGUGUGUGUUCGGCACACAGCAACUUCAACAUGGGCGCAGCAAGACGGGCGGACCUUCGGCAUCUCUACGGGCGGCCCUUCGGCAUCUCUAUCGUCUUUUUCGUUGUGGUCGCCUUUCUUUAUUCGGUGUUUUUGUGGACCCACGUCGGACUGACGACGAGAGAAGGGGAUAAUACUGAUGACGAGAGAAGGGGUGUUGGGUUUUGAUAGCAGGGUUUGUGCUUGCUUAGCUUGCAGACCUGUCUCUCUAUUUCGUGCUUUCCGGUGACCGUUGGCAGCUCUCGUGCGUGUGUUGCUUGGCGGGCUGGCCAUGCCCAUGAUGGACUCGUGCGUUGCUUGCCUUGCGUGAAGGCUCGUACGGCAGAGAUUGAUCCUUCUGACCACGGUGUGUGUUCGGCACACAGCAACUUCAACAUGGGCGCGCCAAGACGGGCGGACCUUCGGCAUCUCUACGGGCGGACCUUCGGCAUCUCUAUCGUCUUUUUCGUUGUGGUCGCCUUUCUUUAUUCGGUGUUUUUGUGGACCCACGUCGGACUGACGACGAGAGAAGGGGAAAAUACUGAUGACGAGAGAAGGGGAAGAUACUGAUGCCAUUGCUGACGCUGUGUCAAGACAAGACGUGUGUGAAGUGAAGUGCAAGAGCUUGUCUUUCUGCUGUGUUUUUGCUACACUCUGCGGCUUGCCGUUGAUUGUGCACAAGUGCUUUUGCACCAUGUGAAUGCUUCUGUGUCGCUUGUGUACAGUCUUAUGUGCCCUGCUAUGUGCCCUGCUAUACUUUUCAGGCGUUGUGUUCAGUUCGCUCUUCUCUCUCUGCUGACUGCCCAUUCUCUCUCUGCGUGACUGUCCACCUCUCAGCUUUGCCGUGAGGUGAGAAGGGGUGUUGAGUUGGCGAGCUUUGUGUGCGUUGUUUUGUGUGGCCGUUGCCCAACGCUCAGCGAUGCUGCCUGGCUUUUCUUUGCUGUUCUUCCUCUCGCCCCUCGCUGCCUCUGCUUGCGCAGUUCUUUGCUGAUGAGCCACUGAUGAGAGAGGACGUGCCUGUCGCCGCACAGUAGCGUACGAGUAGAGCAGUGCUGCUGAAGCGGAGGGAGAUGUGCCUGCCAUCUCCACCCUGGCGCUGGGAGACGAUAGCUUGCCCGUCACCAGCAGGGUUUUCCCGGUUGUAUAUAGCCCGGACUCUGUCUGUUCUUUGCCGUGCUCUUGAUGAUGUGGACUCUGACGCGGACCUCUGUGUGAUGCUGUUGGCGUGAGGGCGAAAUUAAGGCGAGAUUCGAGGGCUCCGUCUGAUCCUUCUGACCACGGUGUGUGUUCGGCACACAGCAACUUCAACAAAGGCGGAUCUAUAUCUUUUGGUGCGGCCAGGAAGGGCGGGUUUACAGACGGCUCGCAGUGUUUUGAAUCCUGGCAGUAUUGGCUAUGGAGCGGCCCACGUGUGAGAGUGAGGUCGCACCCUUCAUCUCGCCCUCAGUGCCUGAGGAAGAAGAGGAAGAUGUCACCACACAAAGCCGAGGUCAGGGGAGCCAUGACGUACAAUACACAGAUGGAUGGCAUCUCCCGUGGUUUGUUUCCCCCGUGUGGUGUGCAGAAGUGUUGCGCCAGCUGCGCGGCGACACCGUCAGGUCCGUCAGGUCCGCCAGAACCGUCAGGCUCCUGACCUUUGCCGGGUGGUGCGUCUUUGUCGCGUUUCUGGUGCCCUUCCUGACCUUCGUCUACGCGUGGGAUGGCUGGAUGGGCGUGCUCCUCUUCUGUGUGAGCGUCACCCCGGCGGCCGGCAUCAUCUCCCUCUUCUACGCGGGCCACAGCCACGAGAUGCCCUUCGAGCUGCUGCUGGACAUGAUGUGGACGGGAUGUGCUGCAGCGCUGGUGGCGGGGUGCUUGAACGACAUCCGGCGUCUUGUCGGGCACGUGUUGGGCGUCUUCGACGGGUGCCAUAUCGAUGGUGACGACACGGACAGCAGCCAUCUGGUGGGGUACCCCAUCUUCUAUUGCCUCGCGGCGCAUCUGCUGUGCAAAGUUCUGAUCGUCGGCCUCUCUCAGGAAGUUGUGAGUCUAUUUCUGAGCAGGCGCACAUGUACUAGUGGAUGCGCCUUGCUGCGUCUGUGUGCUUCAGUGCAAGCUUCCCAUUGCGAUGUCGCGGGUGCGGCUGGAGGAGGCUGCGCUGCCCCGUGCGUGUGCGUGUUGGUGGAAAGUGGUCGAUACUCCGUAUGCGAUAGCACUGGUCGGCGUGGCGUCGGCUGCUGGGUGAGAGAGAAUACGCAAAAAGCACACGGACGUGAUGCAGUUUCGUCUGCUCGGACAACAUCAAGAGGAGUGUCAUCAAGCGCAGCCGCAUCAGCAUGGCGUCCGCCCUCUUCGUGGCCCUUAGUCGCUCACUUCUGUUCGUCCCCGGUCACAUCGCCAGCACCGGAUACGCCUCGUGCCGGCUCGCCAGAUUCGUAUUCUCCAGCCCCGACGGCGUACCCAAGAGUCCGUCGCUCAUCGAUUAUGCAUCAUUCCUGUGGCUGCCAGUGGUGCAACACACCAUCUUCCGCACGUCGCUGACGCUCGCCCUGCUGUACACGACCGACAGCUUGGCCCUUUGGCUCACGGCUACGCUCUCGAUGCCCACCCUCUGCGUCCUGGUGAUGGCCAUUCUGUUUGUCAGAGAGUGGCGGUCCCUCGCCAAGCUGCCCUUCUACAACCGUGCCACUGGCGGCGUGACGAUUGAGGUGCGUGUGAUUGGCGCACCUACGCAGAGCUGAGGCUCGUCGCAGACAGACAGACAGACAGACAGACAUACAGCCAAACAGACAGACAGACAGACCGGCUGACCGGCUGACCGGCUGACCGGCUGACCGGGGGGUUCUCUUGUCCACACAUCGCCUGUCUGACUUUUUCCUCCUGCAUGCAUCGCACUGGAUGGCACUUAAUGUACAGUGAUGGUGCGGAAUGGUGCGGCUACAUGGCUGCACGGACUUGCUAGUGAAUACGGCCGAUCUUACCGACCUUGGAGGGUGUUCGGAGUGCGUGUGCCUGUAUGUGUCUCUGUCGUACUUUGUCCGUGACCACUUCACCACUUCGUUGCUGGGUGAUGUACAAAGCUGGUCAGACACACUCUGAAGAAACACACACGGACAUUCGUCGCUGAGUCAGCCAUGC